Polypterus senegalus (gray bichir) is the source of this 4457-nucleotide messenger RNA. It is a transcript of the gene mark1, whose product is annotated as MAP/microtubule affinity-regulating kinase 1. Gene Ontology annotation, cellular component: cytoplasm. Gene Ontology annotation, molecular function: tau-protein kinase activity; protein serine/threonine kinase activity; ATP binding. Gene Ontology annotation, biological process: intracellular signal transduction; protein phosphorylation; microtubule cytoskeleton organization. The transcript is spliced from 19 exons. The coding region runs from base 341 to 2812 and encodes 823 amino acids. The record is from RefSeq and is a predicted model, not a curated record. Lineage: Eukaryota; Metazoa; Chordata; Cladistia; Polypteriformes; Polypteridae.
GAUCUCCCUCUCUCUCUCUCUCUCUCUCUCCUCUUUCGCUCGCUUUCCCUGUUUGUCUAUCAGGGUGGAUCAAUGCGAGAGUCUCCGCUUCAUACAAAGUCCCUCUCAGCCUCUCUCCACCAGGGCCACACUGAAGCCGCGGACCCGGGGGGUGUUUGACAGCAAUGCUGUAGGGCGCAAGAUAAGGUGGCGCGCGGAUGAUCGGGCUCAACAUGUCGCUGAAAGGAUAGAAGGGAGAAUAAAAAAGAAGACCCCCCUCCCUUGCUACCACCACCCCCCUCUCCCCUUCUCUCUUUUCUCCCAAGCUUGUUGCUUUUGCGAAGCGGCCUAAUAACACAAAAUGUCGACGAGAACGCCAUUGCCCACUGUGAAUGAGCGCGACACCGAGAACCAUACUUCCAUUGACGGCUACCAUGAACCAUAUAUUCCGCCCACCAAGUCGAACAGUCGGCAAAACAUCCCCCGGUGCCGGAACUCCAUCGCCUCGACCACUGAUGAGCAGCCCCACAUUGGCAACUAUCGCCUGCUCAAAACCAUUGGCAAGGGCAACUUUGCCAAAGUCAAGCUAGCAAAGCACGUUCUGACUGGAAGAGAGGUUGCUGUGAAAAUAAUAGACAAAACACAACUGAACCCAACCAGUCUACAAAAGCUGUUUAGAGAAGUCCGGAUAAUGAAAAUCCUGAACCACCCUAACAUAGUUAAAUUAUUUGAAGUAAUUGAAACAGAGAAGACACUGUAUUUAGUUAUGGAAUAUGCCAGUGGAGGUGAAGUAUUCGACUACCUGGUUGCACAUGGGAGGAUGAAGGAGAAAGAGGCGAGAGCAAAGUUUCGGCAGAUUGUCUCUGCUGUGCAGUAUUGCCAUCAAAAGCGCAUUGUCCAUAGGGAUCUAAAGGCUGAAAACCUGUUGUUGGAUGCAGAUAUGAAUAUUAAAAUAGCUGAUUUUGGUUUUAGCAACGAAUUUACAAUUGGCAACAAGCUAGACACCUUUUGUGGGAGCCCUCCCUAUGCUGCUCCAGAACUCUUCCAAGGUAAAAAAUAUGAUGGACCAGAGGUGGACGUUUGGAGCUUGGGUGUUAUAUUGUACACCCUUGUAAGCGGAUCGUUGCCAUUUGAUGGCCAAAACCUAAAGGAACUGAGGGAAAGGGUACUGCGAGGGAAGUACCGCAUUCCUUUCUACAUGUCCACAGACUGUGAAAACCUCCUGAAAAAGCUCCUGGUGCUGAACCCAGUUAAAAGAGGAAGCUUGGAACAAAUAAUGAAGGACCGAUGGAUGAAUGUUGGUUUUGAGGAAGAAGAGUUGAAGCCCUACACUGAACCUGAACCAGAUUUCAGCGACACAAAAAGAAUAGAACUGAUGGUAACAAUGGGAUUUUCAAGAGAUGAGAUAACAGAGUCUUUAAUUGGUCAGAAAUAUGAUGAAGUUAUGGCAACGUACCUUCUUCUCGGCAGAAAACAACCGGAGUUUGAAGGAAGUGAAUCUUUGUCCAACAGUAACCUGUGUCAAAGGUCUCGACCCAGCAGUGACCUAAACAACAGCUCCACGCAGUCACCAGCACACUCCAAGGUCCAACGCAGCAUAUCAGCCAAUCAGAAGCAGCGGCGGUUUAGUGAUCAUGGUGGGGAUAACAUUAAACCAACUGGACCAACUAUUCCUCCAGCAGUGUCCUACACUAAAAGAGCGCAGGCUAACAGUGUCGAGAGCGACCAGAAGGAGGAAUGGGAAACGUCUCGUAAGCUGAGUGUCACAGCCACAAACUCCAAAGGAGAGGUGCCCACUAGUCCACUGGUUGGACCAGAUAGGAAGAAAUCAAGCACUGUCCAGAGUAAUAAUGUACUUCCUAGUGGAAUGACCAGACGAAACACGUAUGUAUGUGAGCGCUCCAGCACAGAUCGGUACUCAGCAAUACCCAAUGGCAAAGAUAGCAGUCUAACAGAAAUGUCUGCUUGUGCAAGUAGUACACCCUCCUCUGCAGCCGCUUCCGCUAUGCCCUCCACCCGGCCACGUCACGUUAAGUCCAUGUCUGCUUCUGGGCACCCGAUCAAAGUUACACUUCCUCCUAUUGAAGAUGGAACAGAGAGUUACAGGCCGAGCGGUUCGACUCCUCGGCCACCUGCAGCAUCUCCUUCCGCACACAGUAUUAGCAGCACCACUCCAGAUCGGACUCGCUUCCCUCGUGGGAGCUCCAGCCGAAGCACUUUCCAUGGCGCACAACUACGUGAUCGACGUACUGCCACCUACAAUGGACCACCUGCCUCUCCAACACUGUCCCAUGACACGGCGUCACUGUCACAGGCCCGCCGUGGCACAUCUACUGGCAUCAUCAGCAAGUUUACUUCCAAAUUUAUCCGCAGCAAGUCUGAGGACUCCUUUCUAAGUCACGUGUCAUCGCUGGGCGCCAGCAGGAGCUCAAAGCAAAGCCAAGCAGAAAGUGAAGCCAGUGGGAGAACAGAGAUGUUGAGAGGCACUUCAGGGGAACCCAAAGACAGAGAUAAAGAAGAUAAGGAUUCAAAGCCACGAUCCUUAAGGUUUACCUGGAGUAUGAAAACCACUAGUUCUAUGGACCCCAAUGAUAUGAUGAGAGAGAUCCGCAAAGUAUUGGAUGCCAACAAUUGUGACUAUGAGCAGCGGGAGCGAUUCCUGCUCUUCUGUGUACAUGGCGAUGCUCGGCAGGACAACCUGGUCCAGUGGGAGAUGGAAGUCUGUAAAUUGCCCCGCCUUUCCCUCAAUGGGGUUCGUUUUAAGAGGAUAUCUGGCACCUCAUUUGCCUUCAAAAACAUUGCAUCCAAAAUUGCAAAUGAACUAAAGCUGUAAAAUGAGAACACUUUCAGGAAUGGGAUCAGGGUAGAAUAAAACAUGACAUACAGUUUCGAAUGUACUGGUUAUGCGGCACACGUGUUGGGCCAGUCAGUGGGAGGGGAAAACAAAAAACAAGUACACGGCCCACAGUACACUGACCCACCACGCCGUCCUCAUGUAAGAUAAGCGAUUAGAAAAAUGACCCUUGUUGCAAUAAAAACAAAACUUUGUUGUUUGUGAAAUUAAUUAAAACUGCGGUAGCUUGAAAAAGAUUAUUAUUAUUUUUUUUUUUUUUGGAUUUUUGUUUUUCACAUGUACAGGUAAAUAUAUAAGUACAUUCUGUCCACAGUUAUGUGUUCACAGAGUUGUACAAAUUAAAAAGAAGCUUCUAGCUUAACAUCUACAGGUAUGUUGUAUAGCUGUCCUGAAUCUGUACAGAAAAUGUAUGUUUAAUGUCUAAUACUCUGUCAUUUGAGUUGAAACAUUCUUUCCUAAUUUUAUUUCAGUUAGUUUGUUUUGUUUUUUAGUUUACCUCAAAUAUGUGAAAUUCUCUUUUUAGAUUUUUUAUUUUCUUUUGAAAAAAGAUAUUUGAGUAAAGAUGUGUUUUGAUAUACAUAGAGUUGUCACAAUAUUAAAUAUAUAUUAAGAGUCCAUAUUGGAAGACAGGAGUACAUUGUAGCACCUUUACUGAGCUAGACACACUAGUACAAUAAGCACCUGCGAGCCUAUGAAAUGUAUCGAUUUUAAUUGGACUUCUUUUCGCACGCUAGAAUGGGUAAUACCUGCUCUACCCGGCUGGUACACAGAAUAUUGUGACACCUCUGUUACCGUAGCACAACCCUCGCCGAGACUUCGGACUGGGAGACUGUAACAAACCAGGCAGGCGGGCGGGCAGGCAGACGGUGGGUGGAAGAGGAGCAAAGCUCCAGCAUCGGUCACCUGUCACAGAAAGCGCCGUCAUGAGUGCCUGUUAAGUGACUCUGCCAUUUCUCGUCCCAGCUGUAACCUGCUUGUGCUGAAUAUUUGAUCAGAUUCUUCUAUUUAUUUCACAUUAUGCCCGUAAUGUGCAGCUUUGUAAUUAUUAGGCAUUCACUUAUACAAAAGAAUUCUAAAUAAGAUAUUUUUUGCCUUUUAUUGUUUGUUUGUUUUUUUUUUCCUUGAUAAUUAGUGAUUAUAAAAGUAUGUAAAACCACUAGUACUGGUACAUUUAUACUUGUUAUUUUGUACUAAAUUAACCUUAAAAGGUUAACCGUGCAAUGAUAUUCCAUGUUGUAAUUACUGUAAUAGCAACAUAUGGGCCACCCAAUCUCUUGUGUAAAGUAGGACCAUAAAGCGGUUUUAAUUUAAAAGAGGACUUUACAAGUACAAUAAGAAGCUGUGACGGUCUUCAGAACCAUGAGUAAACCGAAUGAGGACUGUAAAUACGAUAUUGUAGUGUGUGAUGUAGCUUCCUUCCUGUGAUGGUUCUGUUCCAGAAUGGACGUAACGUUUGUUGCCUUAGCUGAUAAUGACACUUGGAAAACAAAAAAAGAGGGUAAACUGUUUAUCCUAACACCCACCCCACCCUGCACCCCUUCUGCAGUUCAUUCAAGAACCUUUGAUGCAAGUCAUCUUGAUUCAGUCUCACUGGUGCACUAUAUUAAAACUUACUUGAACAGAG